AUGAAGAUCCUUCUAGCAAUUGCUGCCCUCUUGGCCGUUGCAGCCGCAAACCCACCACCAAACCAAGCCAAAGUUAUCUGCUACUAUGAAAGCACGAGUUAUGUACGCGAAUCUCAAGCCCGGAUGCUGCCUUUGGACUUAGACCCAGCUCUCUCCUUCUGUACUCAUCUCGUCUACGGAUAUGCCGGCGUCCAUCCAGACACAUACAAGAUGGUGCCCCUCAAUGAGAACCUGGAUGUAGACAGAUCACACGCAAACUAUCGCGCUAUUACGAACUUCAGGACCAAGUAUCCAGGUCUGAAGGUUCUACUCUCAGUUGGUGGUGACGCCGAUGUUGAAGAGGAACAGAAAUAUAAUUUACUGUUAGAAUCACCGCAAGCGAGAACCGCCUUCAUCAACUCUGGUGUUCUUCUCGCGGAACAGCACGGCUUUGACGGUAUCGACCUUGCCUGGCAAUUCGCCAGAAUCAAGCCAAAGAAGCUCCGCUCCACUUGGGGAUCAAUCUGGCACGGAAUCAAGAAGACCUUCGGCACCACUCCAGUUGAUGACAAAGAAGCUGAACAUCGUGAGGGCUUCACUGCUCUAGUCCGUGAACUGAAACAGGCACUCAACAUUAAACAACAACUGCUGUCCAUUUCUGUUCUUCCCAAUGUGAAUGCAUCAGUUUACUACGACGUGCCAGCCAUCAUCAAUUUAGUAGACAUUGUCAACCUCCAUGCAUACGAUUACAAUACACCAACCAGGAACCCCAAGGAAGCUGAUUAUACGGCACCUACCUACAAGCCCCAGGACCGCAAUCCACUUUUGAACGUUGACUCUGCUAUUUCAUACUGGAUUACAUCCGGAGCACCAAGCAAUAAGAUCGUUCUUAGCAUUCCUACUUUCGCACGCACUUGGAAACUAGAUUCUGAUAGUGAAAUAAGCGGUGUACCACCACUGCACACUGAUGGCCCCGGAGAAGCAGGACCAUACACAAAAAGAGAGGGUCUUUUGAGUUACCCAGAGGUAUGCGCCAAAUUGAUUAACCCCAACCACCAAAAGGGAUUGAGGCCCCAUUUAAGAAAAGUCAGCGAUCCAAGCAAACGCUUCGGAACCUACGCCUACCGUCUACCUCAGGACAGCGAUGACGGCCUUUGGGUUAGCUACGAAGACCCAGACACAGCUGGACAGAAGGCUAGCUACGUUAAGUCCAAGAACCUCGGUGGAGUUGCUAUUGUUGAUCUAUCAAUGGAUGACUUCCGUGGUCUCUGUACAGGAGACAAGUAUCCUAUUCUCCGGGCAGCUAAAUACCGCCUUUAA
Leptosia nina is the source of this 1299-nucleotide messenger RNA. NCBI's taxonomy places the organism in Eukaryota, Metazoa, Arthropoda, Insecta, Lepidoptera, Pieridae. The record is from the annotation of a GenBank genome assembly.